CGGGAAGUAGGGGGCGAUAUUGAAAUCAAUGACAACUGGAGUGACGUUAUCAUCGUUUGACAGGAGACCACGAUCGCCAGACUUUAAAAUGGAUACUCUUAUUUAUAUACUCGAACAUGUUUGAUGUUUAAUUUCCCAAUAUGGCUGAAAUUGAGGAUCUCCCGUCUCCACAAUCGGCCGAGGAGACCGAAGAACCAGAAUCUCUCUCCUCACUGAAGGAAAAAUGUGCACAGCUACUGAAGGAAAAGCAGAAUAUUGAAGCAGAUUUCGGACAAAAACGAGCAAAAUUCAAGGAAAUUUAUUUGCAGAAGGAAGAGGAAUUGAAGAAAGAAAAGUUAGCUGUUAGUGAAUCUCAGAAUAUUGCUAAGAAGCUCCAGGAGGAUUUAGACAAGGUCGGAGGUGAACUGGAAAGUAUCAAGACAGCAGUAGCAUAUUCCGAGUCCAACAAACAGGACGAGAUCGCUUCUAUACAUGAACAAUGCCAACAGGAAGUGGCAUCGCUCCAACAUCUCAUGAAAGAGGUAGCUAACGAGGCCACCAGGAACACGGCGCUGAAGUAUGAGACUGAGCGAGAGAAGCUUCAGGAACUGAACGAAAACUAUGAAGAGGAGUUGCUGGACCUGAGGAAUAAACUUUAUGGUGGUGGACAGGAUAGUAGUGGGGAAGGAUUCCUGAGUACAGUAGCUAAACAGUUAAAACUGGUGAGUGUGGGUCAACACUCCACGUCCUCUACUCAGUCGGAACACGAAAGUCUGGAGGAAAGCAUGAAGAAGGCACAAGCUGAUGCGGAAAUCCUGAAAUCUGUUGUAAUGCCACUGGAAGAUGAAGUGAAGAUGUUGAAGGCAAAAUUAAAGGAGGCUGAUGAUAAAAUUCUCCAGCUUCAGAAUCAGCAUUCACCUGCUGGAGGAAUGAGCCCAAGUCAUCGACAGAUGACCCCUGACACUCAGUCCCUCCCAGACAUGGACCAGGUCCGCGACCCCGAGGAGAGGAUUAAAGAGCUUUUACAUUACUUAAGGACAGAAAAAUCCUCGCGUAAAGAUCUAGAAAUGUUCGUUGCUGUCCUGACUACGCAGAAAAAUGUGUUUGCUGAAGAUGCGGACAAACUUCGUGAGGAACUUGAAGAUGUUUGUGCCAUUCUGGACGAGGAGAAGAAAGCUCAUGAAGAAUUAAAACAGACGUGGCAGAUGGCAAACGACCAAUUCCUGGAAUCUCAGCGACUUAUGAUGAUGGAUCUACGCAGGAUGGAGAGUGUUCUGUCCGCAGAACAGCAGCGACAGAUCGCUGAGCUACAACAGAAAGACCUUGAACGUGAGGCUCAAGAAAAGAAGGUCAAAGGCCUCAAAGAACUUCAGCUGAAACAGCAGCGGGAACAGGAGGAGCGACGCCGAGCAGAGGCAACGAAGAAAGCUGAAGAGGCAUCUGAGAAACUCAAAGCAAAGGAGUCAGACUCAAGUGUAAGACUUCAGAAAUCUCACAGCGACGCUGUUCAUUCUCGGACACAGUCAGGUGACAGUGACCUACUUUUCACAAAGUCCCUAUCUGACCCAGAUCUAGCGGACGUCAGCCAAGAAGGUGACAGUUUCCUCGAUGCCAAAGUUGCUGAAGCUGACCGGUCAGAGAUAGAUGGAAUACGAGUCCAGAUCAGUCCGGAAAAAACUUUGAAUCUGCCAUCAUUAUCCGAAGCUCAGAAACGUGCUAUUACAGAUCCAACACCUGAUUUUGAAGCAAGACAAACACUACUGGCAAGUGCUAAACAUAAAAACGAGCGGUCAGCGCUGACUGACGGCCGGAGGUUGGUCAGUCAGAAGGAGUGGGAUCUUCUACAACAACAGCUACGGGAAGCUCGGGAGAAACUAGGCCGACCUUGUGAUAUGUGCAAUAACUAUGAAGCCCAGCUGCAGGGCGUUCAGGAAGAGUCCAAAGAGGAACAAGUCAAGGCUAACUCUCUAGAUAGACAACUCAAAGCAGAGAAACAGAUCAUCGAGAAUCAGAAAAAAUACAUUUCAGAACUCGAGGAGAGUUUGAAAUCUUCUGCAGAGGAGGCAGAAAAACAGAUAUCUAGUCUUAUAAACCAGGUUCAGCAGUGUGAGAAGUUUAUCACAGAGAGUCGCCAGCAGUACACUCAAUCGCAGCUCGAGUUACAGGAUCAGCUGAAAACAUUAACAGAAUCAAGGGAGCAGGUUCACAAAGAGUUAAACAGACUUCAAACAGAAAAUGAUUCCUUGAUCGGUAAACAUUCCAAAACAGCUCAACAAUUACAGAACGAGGACAUCAACCUUCCCCCUGGUCUUGAGGAGAUGCAGCUGCUACUACUGAAAUAUCGUGAAGAAAUUAUUCAGGCCAAAGUGGCUAAGGAGCAUAUAGAGGACACACUGAAAGGGGAGAUAAUGUUUCUCAAGGAUCAGGUGCUCGCAGAACAACAGGAAAAAAACACGAUUGAGGAGACACUCACCCAGGACAUUCAGUCGCUACAGGAAAGACUUGUUGUACAAGACAGUCUCAAGUCUGAACUGGAGCGAGAGUCAGCCGUCCGAGCGGAGGCGGAGACCAAACUGAGGGACACAGAGGAAAGUCUAAACAAUAUAGAGGCAGAAUCUAAACAGUCGAUCCAGGCCCUACAGCAACGAGUCAAACAACAGUCUGAGGCCAGAGCAAAGCUGGAGACAGAUGUGAAUGUAUAUAGGAACAAAGUGUCAUCUUUACAGAUUGAUCUAGAUAACAGUGAAACGGUCCAGAGAGACUUCGUCAAACUCUCACAAUCUCUACAGAUUCAGUUAGAAAAAAUUCGUCAGGCAGAGACUGAAGUUCGUUGGCAACAUGAGGAUGAUGUAGAUGAAUGUACAAAUUGUAAACAGGCUUUCAGUGUUACGAAACGCAAGCAUCACUGUCGACACUGCGGUCGUAUAUUCUGUGCGGACUGUACGGUGAAGACUGUAACGAAUGCCAGUAAUCGUGUUUCGAAGGUCUGUGACAUCUGCCACACGAUCCUUGUGAAGGACGCCAUGCCGUACUUUAGUACUGAGCCACCUAAUGUCAACGGAUAACAUGUUUAAUGUGAUCAUUUAUUGUUUGUUUCAACUCUCUUCACUUUUAAAUCUCCAUUUGACACCCAGAUCUAGUAAUGUGUGGCGAUCAUUUAUGUUGGUAUAUUUCCAUAAAGACUUGAAGAAUAUUUUGUUUCUUUCUAGUUUGAAAGAAAACAUUCAAAACUCUCAAUGAUAGAAUACUAAAAUUUAGACAUUUGAAUACAGCUUCUCAGGAGAUGUAUUUCAUAUAAUUUAUUUUUUGUAGUUGUUGUAGCACAAAUGUAUUUUAUUAAAAUCUGUUGCUCCUAAAAAGACAGAAAAUGUCCAGGAUUAAAAAUAUAGCUGGACAUAGAUUCAUUGAUGCCUCCAAAAUGUUUAUAACAAAAAGCUUACAUUUCCAAAAUAAACCAGCAACAAACAUACUAUAAGUGAGUACAACUGGACAAGGCUGUAGAACCAUUUAAUACAUGUCAUGUUAAUUUGUUUACAAAAUUCCAUCAUUUGUUUAUCUUUUUUCUAAAUGUACUGCUAAUAAUGUUAUUUAAUAUAAAAUGUCAGAAAACUUGACUAUUUAUUUCAUUGUUUUGCUGUCUGAGUUUUAAAAAUUGUAAUCCACUUUUUAAGAUGAUUCAUUACAAAGUGAAAUUUAUGUUAAAUACGACGUAAAACAUUCACAGAGUGACAAUGUUGAGAUGAAUGGUGUGAUGUCUGCCGUCCACCCAUCUGUAUGUCCGGUGUCACCAUUUCAAUAACCAACAAGCCCAGUGUCAUGAUAUUGGGCCAGUAGCUUCCUGCGGGAUGAAGGGCUACAUGUACCAGUUUCAUCCAAACUCAUGACCUUUGCCUUCUAUCUGAACCAGAGAGUUCAACUUUGUCAAAAUAUUGAAACAACCACUUCUCGAUAACCAAGAUGCCCAGGGUCAUAAUAUUUGGCCAGUACACUUGGAUGAAGGACUAAUUGGUUUGUUCAAAGGAAUUACCUUGAUCUACUUUCAAUUUCAAAUGAGUCAUAUGACGUCAAAGACUUAAUUCUGAAUACCCAAAUGUCUUAGGGUUAUAUUUUGCCAAAAGAAAAGAUGAAGGCCUUUGAUGAAUGUUUAAAUGAAUGUCCUUGAUGCUUAUAUCAAAGGUCAAGUGUCAUAACGUUCUGGAAUCUUCUGAUUAUAUCCAACAAAGUUAAGGGGGUAUACUAGAAUCAGACUGGUGUCUCUGUGUAACAUCACGUAUGUGUGUCUCAAUUUUUAGGUCACCUGAGACAGUCUCAGUUGACCUAUUGUGAUCGCCUUUUGUCCGAUGUCGUGCGUCAUUAACAAUUUACAUUUUCAACUUCUUCUCAAUUACAAACUGACCUAGACACCUGAUAUUGGGUCUGUAGCAUGCUGGGAUAAAGGGCUACUAAGUUUGUUCAAAUGGAUGACCUUGCCCUACAUUCAAGGUCACAGGGGUCAAAUAUGCUAAAAUCUUUAAAUGACUUCUUCUUGAUAACCAAAAAGGCCCAGAGGCCAAAUAUUGGGUCUGUAUCAUGCAUGGAUGAAGGGCUACCACGUUUGUUCAAAUGGAUGACCUUGACCUUCAUUCAAGGUCACAGGGGGCCAAAUGUGCUAAAAUAUAUAAAAAAGCUCAGGUGACCGUUAAGGCCCAUGGGGCUCUUGUUUAUCUUAUUUUUAUUUCAGUUACGGGUGGAUGUUGGAGUAAGGUUAUUUAUUAGUCAGCCAUUUUUGCGACAUUUUUAGUUGUUUCUGAACACCAUAACCCCAAGUUAAUGAUGAGUAACAAUUAGUGAUAAGUAAAGAUGGUCAUUUGAAUGCUACAUCAAUUAAUUAAAUCAGCUUUUGAAGUCACAUGAAUUUAAUCUUUCAAAAUUUUGGUAAUGAACUGCAAAGUGGUUGGUGAUGCAAGCCUAUUGGGCCUCUUGUUUAUGCCUUUUUAGGAUAUGGUAUUGAGGGCAUUGUUACAUGCUGUGUACAUAUUGGGGAUUUCUAGGUGUCAUAUAUGUCAGAAUUAACAAUCAUGUUGGUGAAUAUUUUGCCUUGCACAUCCAAGUAGCAACCAAAGCAGCUGUGGUGAUUGAUAGUAUAAAGUAUGCUAGAUUAUAUUUGUGUCAUUUUCAUUAAAAUCAUGUCAAUUGUAGUUUGUAUAGGAUCAUAUUUGGAUGUCCUAAAUGGUUCUUUAGGAUCCUGACUCCCCUAUAUAUAGGAUAUAUUGGGGUGUCUAAAUGGUUCUUUAGGAUCCUGACUACCCCUAUAUAUAGGAUAUAUUGGGAUGUCCUAAAUGGUUCUUCAGCAUCCUGACUACCCCUAUAUAUAAGAUAUAUUGGGAUGUCCUAAAUGGUUCUUUAGGAUCCUGACUACCCCUAUAUAUAGGAUAUAUUGGGAUGUCCUUAAUGGUUCUUCAGCAUCCUGACUACCCCUAUAUAUAGGAUAUAUUGGGAUGUCCUAAAUGGUUCUUCAGCAUCCUGACUACCCCUAUAUAUAGGAUAUAUUGGGAUGUCCUAAAUGGUUCUUUAGGAUCCUGACUACCCCUAUAUAUAGGAUAUAUUGGGAUGUCCUAAAUGGUUCUUUAGGAUCCUGACUACCCCUAUAUAUAGGAUAUAUUGGGAUGUCCUAAAUGGUUCUUUAGAAUCCUGACUACCCUUAUAUAGGAUCAUAUUUGGAUGUCCUAAAUGGUUCUUUAGAAUCCUGACUACCCCUAUAUAUAGGAACAUGUUGAAAAGUCUGACACACUAAUAAAAGCUGAAUGUAAAAGGGAAAUGUCAAUGAGAAUUUUUGUUUUAUUAAUAUUAUGAUUCUAAAAUAUUGGGGGGGUGAUCUGAAUUAUGAUAAUAAUAAAAAAAAAACAGGAGACAUUUUAAAUCCACAACAUAUUUAACUGUUACCAGAGAACACAGAAAAAAACAUCGGAAGACGUUUUAAAUCCACGAUAUAUUUAAGGGUUUAAUACUAGAGCACACUGAAAGAAAACAAAUUAACAAAUAAAAAUCUAUAUAACCUUCAUCAAGUGAACUGGGGAGGUCUCAAAGCUGUGAGUUGUUAGGGAUGUAAGCUGACAUCACCUACUGUAAACAAAACUCUACAAACGUCCUUGUAAGCUGGAUUUUAUUUCAGAUAACUUUUAAAUGUAUACUAUAACUGUACAUUUUUCUUGAAUCGCUGUCUGUGAAAUUGAUACUGUGGCUGUUAUACAAUUUUUUAUCCAGUGUAUUUAUAAAAUUGAUUUUAGAACUGAUUUGAGUACACAUAGAGACUGAUGAAUGUAUUUGUUUAAAGUAUGCUAGUAAUUAUAAUUAACGAAGUUCAGUUUAAUAAGUUAGCAAUGUGUAUUAAAAUAAUUCUCUAAGUGAAUGAAAGCUUCUUAUUCAAUUCAGUGGGCAAUCGUUGAAACACAAUGACGAUGUAUUUUACUGGGUAUUUAGAAUGCACGUUCAGUCGACUUGAAAUUUAGUCGGUAUUUUUAAUUACCAGUUUUUAAUUUCUUUGUGGAAAAGUCUUGCUCAACUUAGUGACAUAUUUUCUUUAUGAACAAUGGGUCUCUAUACAUCAGGUUUAUUGACAGAUUCCUACCGAUAAUUAAAAUCAUGUUUCUUUAGAAUUUAAUUUUUUUUUCAAAUGAUACCCGAUGAAUACCAACCAUGUAGGUAUUUUACGCUAGACAGUUUAUUUAAUUGUAUAGUCACGGUAAACACUAGCCGCAAUGUACCGCUUGCCUAAAGAAAACAUCUUUAGCUUGAUCUUUUAUGUGCAAGGCUAUUAUAUUAUCCAGAGGCCUCAUCAGGUUCGAUCCCUAAUGGAGGCAUUGAAUUUAAUUUAUCAUGCUCGCUGUUACUCUUGCGGUAAGAACGGACUCACUCUUUUGAAAAAACAGGUUUUAAAUUUAGAGAAUUUGUAGGUGUUUAAAUGUUUGAGUAGAGAGAUAUGUGGUCUUCGUACACUAUUACAAUGGUAUAAUAAACAGUACAUACAUUUA
Messenger RNA from Pecten maximus, 6989 nucleotides. RefSeq names its product rab GTPase-binding effector protein 1-like. Gene Ontology annotation, cellular component: intracellular membrane-bounded organelle. Gene Ontology annotation, biological process: endocytosis. The record is from RefSeq and is a predicted model, not a curated record. The transcript has 22 exons. Gene Ontology annotation, molecular function: growth factor activity; GTPase activator activity; metal ion binding. NCBI's taxonomy places the organism in Eukaryota, Metazoa, Mollusca, Bivalvia, Pectinida, Pectinidae. Bases 141 to 3044 code for a protein of 967 amino acids.